AUGUCGAACAUCCCGAUCGCCGACGAUCUGGCCCAAGCAUUCAAGCAGGCCGAUGAGUCGGUGCGCGCCAUUCUCGUGCAAAACGAUGGCGGACUUCUCAAACUCGUCGAAUCAGCACCGCCUUCAGACGCAGAUGCGAGCGACAAGCAAGACUUUGUACCGGUGCUGUCCAAGCUCUUUGCCAACGAUCCGCAACGCAGUGGAUACGCUCUGUAUCGUCUCGACAGCCAGUCCGCGUCAGGCGAGUGGGAGUGGCUCUGCUGCUCGUACCAGCCAGACGGUGCCAAAAUCAAGGAAAAGAUGCAGUACGCCAUCACGCGCUCCUCGCUCAUGGCGGGUCUCACUGAACGAAAUUUUCUGGAGACCAUCUUUGGUGCUACACCCAAAGACUUUCUGUGGCCUACCAAGUUGCGCAACAGCCGCAAGCACGACUAUCAGAAUCCCCAGCUCAAGACGGCAGGUCUCGCUGCGUCGGAAGCAGCAGGCACGGGUUCGGGAGGCGCACGAAGGAAUUUCGGCUCGGCCAGCAAGGCAAACAACCUCAGAUCGGCGCAAGAGUCAUCGACCACUGUGUUAACAAGUGCGGCAUCAGGCUCGACGGAAGCCUCCAAUCUUGAAGCCACUUCGGGUGUGACUGGUGUCAGCAAGAUUGGCUCAUUGCAAGAUACGACUCGAGCGGCCGAACGUCCUCGACCUGUUCCUGAAGCAGAGCAACCUUCAAUUACCUCGGCUCCUACCCCAAAGAGGUACAAUUCGCACGAGUUCACUUCGGCUUUCAAAAGCCCUUCGCCGCCUACUUCUGAAGAUAGAGGCGAAGAAGAUGCUUCUGCUACUUUGUCAGCGGAGAAGGACGUCAAUGCCAAGCAGUUUGCUUCUGAACUGGAAGCGCCCGAGGAGCCAACGACACCACGUGCAGUCGCCGGAAACACCGAUAGCCUGUCACAGCCCACGGUACCGUCCGACUCGACACUCCAGGCAGCAGUCAACGUCAGUACAGCCAUCGACAAGAAUGAACCAGAGUCCAGAGUGACCGCAGCCGAGCAAGAGUUUUCCGAGACCAAAGCGCCGCAGGAACCUCCUACGCCCUCAGCUGAGACAUUGGCACCUCUCUCACAGCCAACGCUGCCAACUUCGCUCGGUCAGGCCAGCUUGAAGGAUGCAGCGUUUGCGCAACAAAGCAGCUCGAUCUCGGUCGGAUCUGGAACUGGUGCGUCCACAACCGGGCUUACACAACGCGAGCAAGAGCUCGCCGAACUGCGAAGGUUGCAGGCGACCGAACGCGCUGGGGCAGCUAGCAGCAAUGGCAUAGGUAGCGGUGCCGGUGGACCCGCCGUCGGAUUCAAAUGGGGUGAUGGAGUCCAAGAGGCGAUCCAGGGGCUUGCAUCUACGGCGUCCGGAACCUCUGAGUGGAACCUGGUGGUUCUGGCGAUCGACCUUCGUAGCGAGACGGUCGAGCUCGAAUCGCCACCUCGCUUUGUUCCACCUGCAGAUCUGCCUUCAGCGCUGAGCGACCACGACCCCCGAAUCGCAUUCUACAGGCUGGACAAUGUAUCGCUGCGAGCGUCGAGCGAGAGCGUAGUGGCGAUGCUAUAUUGCUGUCCCGCCUCUAGCGGUGUCAAGGCGCGGAUGAUCUAUUCGAGCAAUGUGCUGAUCAUCCUCAACCAUGUCAAGGGCUUUUCGGGUAUGCGUGUGGUAAAAAAACUCGAGGCGUCGGACAAAAACGAUCUGACGCACUCACAUGUCUCAAAUGAGAUCGAGCAAGUACUUGCACAAGAGAAGCACAAGUUUGCGGGGACCGGGAUUGAUAGUGAAGCGCCUCAGACUAUCACCAAGUUGGAAGCAGGAUUUUCAAGGCCUAGAAAGGCUGGUGCUUCUAGUCGAAACUAG
This is a messenger RNA of Mycosarcoma maydis (corn smut), 1887 nucleotides long. RefSeq lists its product as uncharacterized. Gene Ontology annotation, cellular component: cytoplasm; actin filament. The record is from RefSeq and is a predicted model, not a curated record. NCBI's taxonomy places the organism in Eukaryota, Fungi, Basidiomycota, Ustilaginomycetes, Ustilaginales. Gene Ontology annotation, molecular function: actin monomer binding; actin filament binding. The transcript has a single exon. Gene Ontology annotation, biological process: barbed-end actin filament capping; actin filament depolymerization. The coding region runs from base 1 to 1887 and encodes 628 amino acids.